AGAGGAUAAGUUGAGGGAACAUGGCGACGUCUAAUUUGCUAAAGAACAAAGGCUCCCUUCAGUUUGAGGAUAAAUGGGACCUGAUGCGUCCCAUAGUACUGAAGCUCCUGCGGCAGGAGUCCGUCACCAAACAACAGUGGUUUGACCUGUUCUCAGACGUCCAUGCUGUAUGCCUGUGGGAUGACAAAGGUCCCGCUAAGAUACACCAGGCCCUCAAAGAGGACAUCCUAGAUUUCAUCAAACAAGCACAAGCACGGGUGUUGAGUCACCAGGAUGACACAGCGCUGCUGAAAGCCUACAUAGUGGAGUGGAGGAAAUUCUUCACACAGUGUGACAUCCUGCCCAAGCCUUUCUGCCAGCUGGAGAUUACUCUGAUGGGCAAGCAAGGAAGCAACAAGAAGUCCAACGUGGAGGACAGCAUCGUCCGCAAGCUGAUGCUGGACACGUGGAACGAGUCCAUCUUCUCCAACAUUAAAAACCGGCUACAGGACAGCGCCAUGAAGCUCGUCCACGCUGAGAGGCUGGGAGAGGCAUUUGACUCCCAGCUGGUCAUUGGAGUGCGAGAGUCCUACGUGAACCUGUGCUCCAACCCCGAUGACAAGCUGCAGAUCUACAGGGACAACUUUGAGAAGGCGUACAUGGAUUCUACUGAGAGGUUCUACAGGACACAGGCACCCGCCUACCUCCAGCAAAAUGGGGUCCAAAACUACAUGAAAUAUGCUGAUUCAAAGCUGAGAGAAGAAGAGAAACGUGCACUUCGAUACCUGGAGACGAGACGUGACUGUAACUCUGUACAAGCAUUAAUGGAGUGCUGCGUCAAUGCGCUGGUAACAUCAUUCAAGGAGACCAUCUUAGCUGAGUGUCCAGGCAUGAUCAAACGAAAUGAGACAGAGAGUGAGUACGGCAGGACUGCUCCCACCAAAGGCUCAGCCAGCUCAGAGCUGCACCUGAUGUUCUCUCUGAUGGACAAAGUGCCCAGCGGCAUCGAGCCCAUGCUGAAGGACCUGGAGGAGCACAUCAUGAGCGCUGGCCUGGCUGAUAUGGUGGCUUCAGCAGAGACAAUCACCUCUGACUCAGAGAAAUAUGUGGAGCAGCUGCUCACCUUGUUUAACCGCUUCAGUCGCCUGGUGAAAGAGGCCUUUCAGGACGACCCACGCUUCCUGACAGCCAGAGACAAAGCGUACAAAGCUGUUGUGAAUGACGCCACUAUAUUUAAAUUAGAACUUCCUUUGAAGCAGAAAGGGGUAGGUCUGAAAACUCAACCAGAAUCUAAAUGUCCAGAGCUGCUGGCCAACUACUGUGACAUGCUCUUGAGGAAGACCCCGCUGAGCAAGAAGCUCACCUCUGAAGAGAUUGAGGCCAAGCUCAAGGAAGUGCUGUUAGUGCUGAAGUACGUCCAGAACAAAGACGUGUUCAUGCGCUACCACAAAGCCCACCUGACCCGUCGGCUCAUCCUGGACAUCUCAGCGGACAGUGAGAUAGAGGAGAACAUGGUGGAGUGGCUCAGGGAAGUAGGAAUGCCAGCUGACUAUGUCAACAAGCUGGCCAGGAUGUUUCAAGACAUCAAGGUGUCAGAGGACCUCAACCAGUCGUUCAAAGAAAUGCAUAAACACAACAAGCUGGCUUUACCAGCCGACUCUGUCAACAUAAAGAUCCUGAAUGCUGGAGCUUGGUCGAGGAGCAGCGAGAAGGUUUUCGUCUCUCUUCCUACAGAGCUGGAGGACUUGAUACCAGAGGUAGAGGACUUCUAUAAGAAGAACCACAGUGGCAGGAAGCUUCACUGGCAUCACCUCAUGUCCAACGGCAUUAUAACCUUUAAGAAUGAGGUGGGCCAGUAUGAUCUGGAGGUGACCACCUUUCAGCUGGCUGUGCUGUUUGCCUGGAACCAGAGGCCCAGGGAGAGGAUCAGCUUUGAAAACCUCAAGCUCGCCACUGAGCUGCCGGACGCAGAGCUGCGGCGCACUCUCUGGUCUCUGGUGGCGUUUCCCAAGCUGAAGCGGCAGGUGUUGUCGUACGACCCGGUGGUGUCUUCACCUAAAGACUUUGCAGAAGGAACACUAUUCUACGUCAACCAGGAGUUUUCUCUCAUAAAAAACUCAAAGGUUCAGAAAAGGGGGAAGAUUAACCUGAUUGGUCGGCUGCAGCUCACCACAGAGCGAAUGAGAGAGGAGGAGAACGAGGGCAUCGUCCAGCUCAGGAUACUAAGAACACAGGAGGCCAUAAUCCAGAUCAUGAAGAUGAGGAAGCGCAUCAACAACGCCCAGCUGCAGACGGAGCUGGUAGAGAUCCUAAAGAACAUGUUUUUACCACAGAAGAAGAUGAUCAAGGAGCAGAUCGAGUGGCUGAUAGAUCACAAGUACAUAAAGCGGGAUGAGACCGAUAUAAACACCUUCAUCUACAUGGCAUAGCACAACACAUUAGGAUGACUUGUGUUGACUUUGGUUUCCGUGGAUCAGGCCUGAUGGACACUAGAGUACUUCCAGGCUCCCCGUCCUCUAUUUAAAAAAAAAAAAACAAACAAAAAAAACAAAAAACAAUCCAAACUUGUGCAGGGAGGCAUGAAUUUAAGACUGAGACCUAUUUAAAAAAAAGUGGAACUUCCUGCCUUAAAGUUGUACAAAGAAAAAAAGAAGAAUGCGAAAGUUGGAGUGGGAGUCUGCACCAAGUGGUUGUAACUGUUUUUAGUUGGAGGGAGUUUCCUUUGCUGUCCAGAUGAGACUGUUAAUUGUUCGUGGUCUGUUUUUGAUGCCAUGGUGUGUCAUCUGGGUAGCUACUACAACACUCCUGCUCGAUGCUUGUGCAAGUCUGAAGGCAUGCUGACAGGAAAAGAUGAGGAACUUUGGAUCUCAAAAUAUCUGCAGUCCAGUUUUAACCCACGUCAAACCCAGACCGCCUGAACCUUGAACAAAACACAGCCCUCUUCACUCAAAGGCGACGCUGCUUUAAUCCAGCGAGUUGGUGUAUCGCGGGGGCCCUGAUGCUGUCGUGACUCCCUGCAGUCAUAGUUAAAGUGAUCAAGCACUUAAUCCGGACAUUCAGAUAAGCACUUCACAGUUUGCAGGACUGAACCAGACAGCAAUGUAGAGCCGACUCUGAACCACGUCACGCCUCUGUCCAUGGGUAAAAAAAUAGAAAAAAGGACAAGGUGGGAAAAAAUUAGCAUAAUGCUAUAAUCCAGAGUCCAUUUCCCUCCACCAGAUGUACCCAGGGACAGAGGUGGCGAUGGAGUUAAAAUGGGAGCUCAGCUCAUGUUUGCGAAAGCCCUUUUUCUGCAGGAAGCCUGGGAGAAGAGGCUGAGGUCAGUAUUACACACAGUAAAUACUACAAUUCAAAACUAUCAGAAAGUGUACCAUGAGAUGUGAAUAAUGAAAUGAUUAAAUAAACAGCACCUUAUUAUAAAACUA
Messenger RNA from Seriola aureovittata, 3404 nucleotides. RefSeq names its product cullin 5b (gene cul5b). The transcript is spliced from 19 exons. The record is from RefSeq and is a predicted model, not a curated record. Gene Ontology annotation, biological process: SCF-dependent proteasomal ubiquitin-dependent protein catabolic process; protein ubiquitination. Gene Ontology annotation, cellular component: Cul5-RING ubiquitin ligase complex; SCF ubiquitin ligase complex. The coding region runs from base 21 to 2408 and encodes 795 amino acids. Lineage: Eukaryota; Metazoa; Chordata; Actinopteri; Carangiformes; Carangidae. Gene Ontology annotation, molecular function: ubiquitin protein ligase binding.